AUGGAUCGCAUGUCGUCGCGUCCGGCGAGCCCGCAGCCUGCACACGUCGUCGGGCGGGUCCCAGUCGGCGUCCCCGGUGCACACCCGCCACACGCGCUCGGGGUCGCUGGUGGGGCCGGGUCCGCCUCCAUCGUUGGCCGCCGUGGGGCGGGGUCAGCCGCCGCAGCAGCCGCCAUGAACAGCGCCGCGCGUGUCGCCUCGCGCGCAUCAUGGGCGGGCCCGGAGUGGAGGACGCCGGCAACGGCAGCGAGGACGAGGAGUACGAGCUCUCCGGCCCCCGCCCCGAGCAGGCGCUGCGUGGCCGCUCACCCGGGCCCCGUCCGCGCCCUGCGUGCCACCCGCACCUCCUUCUACCACCGGGAGUACGCGCUCCAGCGCCUGCUCGCCAGCCUCGCCGCCAAGAACGUCCAGGACCUCAUCCUCUUCAACCGCCCGUGGCCGCUCAACCUGCCGCUCCCCAAAGAAAUCCUCAGUUGUGCCUCCCUCACCCGCCUGUACAUCGGCGUCUGGCACUUCCCGGACAUCACCCCCGGCCACCACCCCGUCUUUCCCAACCUCUGCGAGCUCAGCCUUUUCCACUCCAUCAUCGAGGACAACAAAUUCGAAGCCUUGCUCGCGCACUGCCCCAAGCUGAACAUCCUCUCCUUUGCCAUCGCUUACAACUGCCCUGCACGCCCCCGCAUCAAGUCCAGCAGCCUCCGUGUGGUGUCGGAAUGGAUAUGCAGCUCCGAUAAAAUCAUCGUCGAGGAUGCCCCCUGCUUGGAGCGCCUGCCCUUCGAAAGCGUUGCCGUUUUUGAGCGGAGGAGGCCCAUCAAAAUUGUCCAUGUGUCCAGGUUGGAGGUGCUCGGUGUCUUGGACCUCCAGCUCCACACACUUGAGAUUGGCGGCACCGUCAUCAAGGUUCGGAUGACUAUGAAAGAUAGUGUGAUGCUACCAAACUUGAAGAUACUGGUUGUCAAGGUGCGAUUUUCGCAUGACAAGGAGGUCAAGAUGCUGCACCCUCUGCUCAGAUGCUUUCCUCGUCUGGAGACGCUUCACAUCAUGUCCAUUCGAUCCUCGUCACCUGAUAGUGGAGAUUGUGCUGAGACCUGGAAUUACCCGGGCUCUGCCGACUGCCUCUCUCAUCUGAAGAAGUUUGUCCUCCACGGAUUCCAUGGCCUGGACCGUGAGCAGUUGUUUGUCAGUUACAUACUGGAGAAGGGGAUAAAGACCUUGGGCAUCGUUUACGGUGACAAUGAUGAUGUGCUAGUGAAGAGAGGCCUGGUGCCAGGCUCUGUUGGUGAGGGCAAUGCGCCAUCUGGUGGAAGUAGCAGCUGUGACAGUGAUGAUGUGGUAAUGGAGGCAGACCCUAUCUCAUGUUCCGUUGGUGGGGGCAAUGCGCCAUCAGGUGUAAACAGUGGUAGUGUCCAGGAUAUGUUCCCCAUCCCAUUCACCGGGUGAGUGCAAACAGUGAAGAUUUUGGUUCUGGAAUCCAUCGGCCCCGAUAUGGCUGCAGUUGUCGGAUUUCUUAGACGCUUACCCUGUGUGGAGAAGCAGUACAUCCAGUCAUUUCUUAAGAAUAUCCCGCAAAAUGGCACACCCAACGAUCCUAUUGACUGCCUUGAUCUGCACCUCAGAGAAAUAGUCCAUUUGUAAGUUCUUUGUGAAUGGUGCUUGCUUUAAAGGAUCCGGGGGAGGGGGGAGCGGGUCAGGCGGAGGAGUAGGAGAUCGACGAGGAGGAGAUCAAGGCCGUCACCACGGGCGCGGGCGCCGACGAAGAGGAGGAGGAGGAGGAGGACGGCGGGGAAGGGGACGAGGAGGAGCCAGAACCCACCGACGACGACGAGCAUCAUUGCCAAAGAUGUGGAGGCCUCUUCUGCAGCAGUUGCACCCAGCAGAGGAUAGUAUUACGUGGACAGGGUGCCUCACCUGUUCGAAUUUGUGAUCCUUGCCAAAAACUCGAGGAAGCAGCACGCUAUGAGUUGAGAUAUGGACACAAAAAUAGAGCCGGGAAAGGUGAAAUGUGAAGCCAAGCGUGAAGUCGUGAAGCCUAUAUGCAAAGAGUAGCAUAUCAUAGUAGACUGUAGUAGGCAUAUUUGAGUUGUAGCAGUGUAAAGAUUGUAAUAGACUAAUUUAGUGUUUUUUGGACGAAUUUUAUUUGUUCUAUGAUCUGUUCAAAAUAUUGAUUUCGUAUGUGAUUUGUAAACCUAUGAAAUGGAAACCUCACAAAUUGUUUGAUAAA
Molecule: messenger RNA, 2221 nt
Organism: Hordeum vulgare subsp. vulgare (domesticated barley)
Lineage: Eukaryota; Viridiplantae; Streptophyta; Magnoliopsida; Poales; Poaceae
Exons: 8
Coding region: 1-1440 (479 amino acids)
Source: RefSeq, a predicted model, not a curated record